Molecule: messenger RNA, 2126 nt
Organism: Myxozyma melibiosi
Lineage: Eukaryota; Fungi; Ascomycota; Lipomycetes; Lipomycetales; Lipomycetaceae
Exons: 2
Coding region: 501-1670 (389 amino acids)
Source: RefSeq, a predicted model, not a curated record
CUGAGGAUCAUUAGCACUGGCUGCUAUGUCGGAUUUGAUAGCGACCGACGCACCGACAAUGUAGGUUAGGGUUUAUUCCAAUACCUGCGGAUCGUCAAUGUAUUUGACAGUAUUCGCGAUUCUUGAUCUGCUAUUUGAAAGACAUAGACCAGAGUGGAACUGCCAGAGAUAUCUACACAUGAUCUGUAUAUACCUGUUUGAGGGGGGAAAGCAGAGAACCACUUGUGCUUAGCAGAUUGGGUGUUUGCUGAUGAUUCGCAGCAGGUGGGAGAUCAUCGUAAAGUUUAUUUAUUAUCUGGCAUUAACCGUCAAUCGCCUGAUUAUUGUUGAGAUCAUAUUGUUUCUUUGACCCUUCUGUGAGAGCAUUCGGCUGUUGCCAGUCUACACCACUACACCCAGGAUUCUACUUGCUUAUUUUUAUACAGAGGAUUUAUUUUGAAUCGUGCUAGUCCUGUACGGAAAGAUCCAGGAAAUUCAAGGAAUCCAAGCGAUCGCUCACAAUGGUUCUUAAACCGCGCGACUUUGGCCUCUUUCGGAUCUGGUCAGCAGCAAGCUCGUCUCGCUGCUGCGGUCUUGAUAAACCUGGGCUGACGGCAUUGCAGAUCAUUUUGUCUGCGAAUGUUAGAGGGAUUCACAGGGCGGCGUGUCGGCGAGCGAGGAGUGUCCCGGAUGAUCCGACUGGAUCGUUGGAUUUAGCUCGGCCGUCUUCGUCCUCUGUUGCUGGAUCAAAUUAUAUGAAGACGGAGGGUACAAAACGAAAUACAGAAACAGUGACGGAUGAUGUCAGGAUAAAAUAUGAUAACGGAAGUGACAACCUCGACAAGCAAAUUGAUCUAAAAAGGCAGAGUAAGAAGACCGAACUUGGGAAAUCCCUCGAUAUCCUGACGCGUCUCCUACCAAAUCUCCAGCACGAAACCCCGCCCUCCUCACUCCUCUCUCCCAACAUCCAACUCCGCUUAUUCCCGAAAUCGCAUCCCAGCCUGCCCUCGAUUCGCGGCAAGAUCGCGUACCUGACAAGCUGGCGCCUCGCGCAGUGGAUUUUGCCUUUUCUUGUCUUGGGUCCGAUUGAAGGAUUCGCCGAGAUUGCAGACACGAUGUUACUCGACGACAGCAGCGGAGCUGAGAAGCGGAAGAAAUCGACGUGGGAAAGGACGGGCCAGUCGAUGCUCAGCUUGAGCGACAAGUUUACGCCUGAUCACAAAAAGGGUAGUAUUGUUUUCAAAAUCAUGAGUAUGCGCGUGGUCAACGAAGAAAACUCGGUCGACGACGACGUAACCGAAGACGGGUCGUCGGGAUCGUACGAGUACGAGUCGCCUACAAAACUCCUAGUGCGCUGGCAAACAAUGUUCGUCCCGACCUCGUCUCCAUCCACGUCUGCGCUCUCGCUUUCACACUCCUCAGACUCGGACGUCGGCUCGUCCGGCAGCGGCGCCGUCAUCGUCGGGCUUUUCACGUUCGAGUUUGACAGACAUGGCAAGAUCGUCGUGCACAGCGUCGACGACGUACAGGAGAUUCGCACGGACGAUAAGUUAGCAGCCAAAGGAGGUAGUAAACGGCUUAAAAAGCUUGCGGAGGUGGUGUCUGGGAAUAGACCCGCGGACGAUGACGAGGACGCGCCUGUGGUUGCUGAUGAACGGGGUCCGCUGCAUAAUAUCCCUCGGCAUGCUUGACCGCUCUCUCACCCGCAAACUACAGCCAAACGAGACACGACGAGAAGUUUUGGAGUUCUGUCUAUUUUCCAUAUAAAAAUGGUUUUAUUUUCUUUCUUUUUGGAAAUAUAAAGUAGGAAAUUGUACAUAUUCGAUAUAGCAAUUUUAAUGCAUCUCCCAGGUUCUCUCACCUUGAUCAUUCCUCGAAUGUUUUGCACAUUCGAGAGCAAUCAUACAAUCUCACGUUACCAAAGGACAUCUGAUAGUAAAAGCUGAGAAUCUACGGAGCUCGCAUAUAUCCAACAACGACAGCGAACACUGUAGACAUCCGUGAGAGUGUCGAGAGAAAUGAGCGGCCGCAUCAUCUUUCACUCGGCUUAAAGUUUCGGCAAGCUAAGUCGAUCAUCAAAUCCUGAUGAUGGACGAGCAAGACAAAACUACUCAAACAUGCAGCACCUUUACUUGCUGCGAUUCCUA